GUGUACGAAACGCCUAGAGAUGUGGAGUUAUGGCUAUAUUGAUGUUUUUGGGUAUAUUUUGAGUUAUCGGUAUAUUGUUUUUGGGUAGAUUUAUUUUGAAUUUACUACUAAUUUUGAGUUAUGGGUAUAUUGUUUUUGGGUAUAUUUUACUUAUGCUCGUGUAACUGUUUUUGGGUAUCUUUUACUACUACCUCUACUUCCACUGUAAUUCCUCAUUCUGACUUUUAAUAACUGCUGUGGUGAAUUUACUUAUGCUCCUGUACCGGUUGUAUGCGUGUUGAUGUGGACGUCUAAUAAGCGAAGAAGAUUCCAACAGCACUGAAGAAGUAGUAUUGCCUGCAACGAGCUCGUGGCGAGAUUUUGUGAAGACGCAGCCAUUCUAUGAUAGCACACUUCUCUUGGGAACUUCUUCUAGGAGGAAGGCGGUGACGAAUACAACAGCUCAAGCUCUUUCUUCUAUGUCUAGUAGAAGACAAACACAAACGCGUAAGGACGUCGAAAGUCACGAGCUCUCUGGACUAAAUCCUGUCGACUAUUGGGAAUCGUUUUCCAAAAAGGUAGAUGAAGAUGGUGGAGGCGUCAAAAGAGCAACUAGAACUAUCCUAGAAACUGAGGCUGAGUGGGUACCUGGCGUUCUCUCGGGAAAAAGUACCCCAAUGUUUUUCGAAAAGGAGGAGCAGAAGUAUGCGGUUGCUGUGAGCCAAAAACAAGAAGUGGACGACAUCUCUUCUGCUUCUCCUCCACCAGCACCUUCUUCCGCCAUAAUAUCUCCUUGGCGAGAGUUUACGACUGUCUACGCUCGCACAGUCCAUGUCCGAACACUGGAUGUUUGCGCUAGUCGCGCGAAAGAGGACGGGCAAACUCUGGGCAGAUGGAC
Amoebophrya sp. A25 is the source of this 877-nucleotide messenger RNA. Lineage: Eukaryota; Dinophyceae; Syndiniales; Amoebophryaceae. The record is from the annotation of a GenBank genome assembly.